Rhagoletis zephyria (snowberry fruit fly) is the source of this 4646-nucleotide messenger RNA. It is a transcript of the gene DopEcR, whose product is annotated as G-protein coupled receptor DopEcR. Gene Ontology annotation, biological process: G protein-coupled receptor signaling pathway; cellular response to hormone stimulus. Gene Ontology annotation, cellular component: plasma membrane. The record is from RefSeq and is a predicted model, not a curated record. Lineage: Eukaryota; Metazoa; Arthropoda; Insecta; Diptera; Tephritidae. Gene Ontology annotation, molecular function: peptide binding; G protein-coupled receptor activity.
AAAAUUUUAAACGUAUAUUUUUAGAUACAUUUACUUAAUUUCUUUGGAACAAGCGUGGGUGUUUGGAGGAACUUUUUUUAUACUUUGGUGUGGACUCAAAUAACACCGUAGAGAAAAUCUCAAGUUUUGAAAUUACACAAAAAACGACGAGACAAGUAAACUUAAUGUUGGGUCGUAGAUUAUGCAACUGUAUACUGAUAUCCAGAUCAGGCAUUGUUCUCACCGAAGGCUGUCACCAACACCAAGCGCAACUCAACGUUUUGUGCUGCCUUAACUCUGAAAUUACUAAAGGUGUUCGUUUUGGUCUUAAGGGCAGAAUGAGAGAGAAAAAAUUUGGAUGAAUUUUUGAAAAAGAAAAAAAUAUCUAAGCAAUAUAAUGAAAUGCAAUUAUAGACAGAAGAACAAACAAAGCAAAACAAACGAACAAAUAUUUUCAAGUACCAAAUGCAACUAUAUUCCAUUGAAUGGAAAAACAACAACAACAACCACAACAACAAGAGAAAUACUUAGGUGCUGUGUUUUAUACAAACGUUCUAAAUAAUUCACAUACAUAUAGUAUAACUGCAAAACAUAAACAUUAAAAGUUAGCUAAUUAUUGAUUUUAAUUGUAAAAUUUUGCUCCAAAAAAAGAAGCAACCAAUCGAAUUCUUCCAUUACCAAACGCGUGUAAAAUUAAAGUUAAGCCAUUUUUUGCGGCCGCCAUUUCCACGUCGUCGCCGAUUAAUUAAUUGCAUAGCAGUGCCAGCAACUGUUGCGUAGCGAGUAGCGCGAUACGUUCAGAGCUACCCGAUUCAUUUUCAGCAAUAUUUCCAAAAACAACAAAUAAAUAAAAUAACGUAUGCUUAAGAAAAAAGUGAAAUAAAUAUGUCGUUCGAAAAAUUUGCAAAUCUAUUAACUUAUGUAUAAAAAAAAACUAUUCAAUAAUAAAAAGUGUGAAAUUUAAACUGCAAUCAUUUAGAACUUAAAUUAGUAGUAUAUACAAAUGUAUGUAUUUUUCGAUAUUCGUCAGCGCAUAUUAAAUAAUUACUAGAGCAGUGUCUAGAUCCAGCUUAACACAUACAUGCAUACAUAUGUAUAUGUACAUAUUAGACUGCUUCGAACGAAACUUGUACUCUUUAACAAAGUGUUGUGAAUUGCGAUUAAAAUAAGAUAUUAAAUUAACAUUAUUAAUAAUAGAAAAAAAAAAAACGAUUACAUAAAAUGUUUUUAAAUUUACCGAACCAAAAAUCAUAACGAGUAGUUUCGACAAGUCUUAACGAAAAUUAAAGUUAAAAUUAAAAAGUAAUAAUUUAAAUAAAAAAAUUUACUAAGUAGUGAAUAUAAUCUCAUCGAGCUUAAGGAUAUUACCAAUGAACCGCACAACAGCGCCUAAUGCAAAUAACAACAAUUGGAGAAAUAGUGUUACGACAACAAAUGCAAUUAUAACGAAUAAAAAGCAAAAAACAAAUAAAGCACCGAAAAAAAAACCAAAAACUUUUAAUAAGUACGAAAAUUCACUAAAAAGACGAAGCACGCGAAAUAAAUAAAGUUUUCCUCAACCUUAACCCUGCACGCGCCGUUGAGAAGCGUAGAUUGCAGCACCUAACCUCUGAGCAAAUAUCUUCAUCUCUACCAAGAAUAACUGCACAAUCAGACAUAUGUACACGCGUCUGACUUUGUGAUCGCAUGUGUGUGCGUGUGAGUAGGUUGUGUAGCACACUUGUAGCACACAAUUUGCCCAAGUACAGCCGUGUAAUAUUUGGCCUAUGUCCAAAUAGGCUUUUUUGAUUGCAGCACUUUGCCCUUAGAAGAAACUCGAACUAGCGUUGAAAUGUAGAAGUGCCAAUGCGCUAAGACAACAUAACUACAGGAACUACGAACGACGAACGACGUACGCGACCAACGACGACCUUCGCGUGCUGGCAAUACCCCGCCCUUUGCAUUGAAGUUGAAGUUGAAGGACGUCAACGGCCUAUCAAACGUAUCACAGCCCGUAUAAGGCAAUCGGCGCAGGUAUUAUUGAGGCACCGGAAACCGAAUUGCCGUGCAAGUGCACCGUCAGACUGCUGGCUAUUUACAUAAAUCCAAUAUGAAAGCGUCAUGAGUGAAUCCAAGGAUAUACAAAAAUGCAGGAAAUGAGUUACCUGCAAGAUAAUUCCAAAUUGGAGGCACUUACCAAGGCUGUACUCAUCUCCAUUCUAGGUGUUGCCAUAGUCAUCUCGAAUCUUCUCAUUAUAGCCACUUAUGCAAAUUUCAAAGGUCCCACAGAGGUCAUCAAUUAUUACCUUCUCUCGCUGGCAGUAGCGGAUCUGCUAUGCGGACUACUGGUUGUGCCGUUCUCAGUGUAUCCAGCGUUGACCGGCGAAUGGAUGUACGGCGACAUCGUAUGCCGAUUCACGGGCUACCUGGAGGUGACGCUAUGGGCCGUCUCCGUAUACACAUUCAUGUGGAUCUCGGUGGACCGAUAUUUGGCCGUCCGGAAGCCGCUACGCUAUGAAACUGUACAGACGAAAACCAGAUGUCAAUGCUGGAUGGUGUUCACAUGGAUCUCAGCCGCUCUGCUUUGCUGUCCGCCAAUACUGGGUUACACGAAGCCCAUAGCGAAUAAUGUGACACACAUUUGCAUGCUCGACUGGGGCAAUAUGGCUGCGUACAGUGCGACACUGGCGAUUUUAGUUUUAGGUCCUAGCGUUAUAUCCAUAGUACAUAAUUAUGGUUAUAUAUUUGUAAUGAUCCGAAAACUGAAAUCGGGUGAACCCAUACAUGACAAAGAAUAUGCAACCGCAUUAGCAGAAAAUUUAUCGAAUCCUAGUCAUAUGAUGUCAUUCGUAUUAGUGUUUGCAUUCUGGAUGUCGUGGUUGCCAUGGAUGCUGUUGCGCUUCUACGAAGUGGUGACCGGUGAUGUUAUCCAAAGUACUCUUAUUCAUUUUAUGGUCGUCUGGAUUGGCGUGCUGAAUUCAUUUUGGAAAAUCGUCAUUAUGACCAGUAUGUCGCCGCAAUUUCGCAUCGCACUUAGAGUAUUUUGUUUAACAAUUUGCUGUAAGACUAAGGGCCGUUUGCAAGCAGAACUAAUCGGAUUGGACCCAGAUGACUAGAGUCGUUAGAUUUUCCACCGUAUGAACGGUUAAAUUAACUUUCACAAUUGGCUUACUUUUCAUCACUUUCCAUUCGAAGCAUACAACAUGUUUUUGCUUUUGUUAUUGGUAUUGGUAUUGGCCCGCUAUUGCGAUAUGGUCAAGAUAUAUAUAUAUAUAUAUAUACUCAAUAGUUGUUGAGAAUGACUUUAGAAAUAUGUAAAUGAUAUACAUAUGUAUGUACAUUUGUACAUUGGUAUGUGCAUGUCGAUAUGUACAAAAACGAAUGUACAAGUAUCUAACUACAGAUUCGGAUACCUGUUAGGAGAAGAAAAUGAUGUUUAAUGUAACUCAAAUGUGAAAUUUUGUUUAAACAAAUAGCCAAGUCUGCGAAAGACUUGGUAGCAGUGUUGGUCACGAGCCCAUUAUCGAUAUAUGUAGUACUCCUAUGUAUGUAUGUACGCCAAAAUUUAUACAAACAGACAUACAUAUGCACAUUAGGGUGUCCCAGAAUAUUUUUUUUUUGCGAAAUUUUUAAGUUUUUCCUUUUGGUCUAAAUAAUGUAUCUAUGGAUGCAUGCAUGUAUGUACACCAUACCGACUAGAAGUUGAAUUUUUAGCUAAGAACUUGAAAGUUAUUGUUAGAUGACUAGAUACACCGUGCCAGUAUACUAUAUGUACUUCCAAUUUAUGGAACAUUUUGACAUUUGGCCGAUAUGAUAGCGCUCAAUCGUAAUAAAUCAACGUUUGCGGAUACCCAACAUCCUUUUACAGUUCAAAUAUUUUUAAAGAAUAUUUUCUAUUUUUUAUACCCGAACUUUGUUUCAAUCUAUACAUAUUCAUAUCACCGAAAAUCAAGGAGUCCCAUGACCCGUACCAAAAUCAGUAUGGCUGGGGGCUUACCGUACUGGUUCCUGCUCCAAAAGUGGAACGAAAUGGCUAGGGUAGCCUGAAACGUAAACACCGAGCACUUUGUGCCUGGCGUAGUAUGUUUACCAUCCAGCGAAAAAAAGUCUGAUUAGGUUGAUGUUUUACCGCUAUUCGUCGCCUUGCCACCCCACAAGGAAUAUUGGGCAGAUUUCAAUCAAUAAUUCCCGAUUUCGACGACUAGCGUUGUAAGGGAGCACCAGUAACGGUUGUUUCCCUUGCUGGAGAAUUGUUACAAGUUGAUAUACGUUGAUUAGACCAAAAGAAAAAAAAAACAUGUAUGAUAUUUCCCUAACGUACACACUUGCAUACAUUCAUACGUACAUAUUUAUACUUAUGGCUGCAUAUGAGACCGUACAAGCAAACAAAAAAAGUUUACCGUACACCCCUCAGUCUAAAAAGUGUUUGCAAGGCAAUGGCGUAUAUACAUUUUUCGGUGAUACCUCAAUUCAGGUAUUAAAAAUUGUUUUUCAAAAUAGGAGUACACCUGGAAAAGGUUUUUAGUUAUAAUUACUAACCAAAUAAUGUAGUUGGAUAUGGCGAAAUAAAUAUUUAGUCUGCGAAAGUCUGCAAUUUUUACUUGAGCCUUUUAGUUGAGAGAAAUGUAUAUGUAUUUGCAAACAAUUACGAAAUCACAAUAGGGGUAUUCCCGAUCCGUUGCAUACUG